UAUUUCCGACUAAUGAAGGAAUUGCAUUAGCUAAAAGAUUAAUAAAUAAAGUUGGGGGAGCAACUUCAAUCAUUUAUACUCCAAUUACAUGGAAAAAAUUAAUUAAACAAUUUAUGUAUAUAGAAAAAAAUGAAGCUACUAACAAAAACAAUACGAAUUUGCACAGUCAUGAAAACGAAAGUGCAAGUAUUCUGAAACGAGCAGCGGAUUAUGG
Messenger RNA from Racocetra persica, 214 nucleotides. The record is from the annotation of a GenBank genome assembly. Lineage: Eukaryota; Fungi; Glomeromycota; Glomeromycetes; Diversisporales; Gigasporaceae.